GCAAUGACCACCAUCUCUAUCUAUCACGAACGUCACGCUUUGCCAUCCUCAGGCUACACGAUAUCCUAGGACCUAUACCUGAUUAAUAAAUGGAUCACGAGGUUGUACUCCCUUCUGACUCCGAAGAACUCGAGGAGUAUCUAGCUGAACAAGAUCCCGAGCGAUACUGGCGAGACGCCAGCCUCGCUAUUGCGAAGAAUCUGGAGCGGCUCAGGGUUCUCGGGCUUGUGAAGGGAAGUGAAAGUCUAGGUUCGACGAAGAAUAGAGGCAAAGGGAAGGAGAGGCUGUCGAGAUCGGACGAUGAGGCCGUCUCGAGGCCAGCGCGGAAACGCGUGAAGCUAUCGCACUCAUUCUCUGACGAGAAUCUAGCUGAAAUUUCCAGAAACUCGUAUUCGAGGAGUCCUCUACCACAGCGUCAAGUUGCUCUGGACAUUUCUAACACCGCGAUCGCGUCUUCGAUGCGUGAUGAUCUUGAGCCUUUCUUGCUGGGAGAACGUGUCAAAUCUCCUCAGCACAAGUCGUCGAAAUGUAGCCCUGAUUCAAGUUUAGAUAGAGAAUGCCAGCCCGAGGCAGCUCCAUCGACUCAUACGUUUUGCUCCGAUAACGAAGACCAGGAUUUCUUUCCUCAUGAUGAGCAUGACCAAAGACUUUCCUCUCAGUCAUAUGUCGUUCCAUCGCCCGCUGGUCUGCACCGUUGCUCAGUAUCUCCGGACCCCCUACUUCUCUUGACGCAAGGAGGAGAGUUACUGAAACACCCCUUCAUCCCUUCGGCCGAACGAUGUUCUCAGCCUGCGACGAUUUUCAGCAAGGAUGACCCCGAAGAUGAUAUCCCUAUCGCGGGCCCCUCACGCCCCAGACCGGCAAUCCAAUCAAUGUCACUGCAAUCAUCACCAGCGCGCAAACUAUCACCUUUCACUAGCCCACUCUCUUCUCCUUCUCCGUCCCCUCGGCCUUCCCCUACCCGUCCACGUUUCCCCGCUCGCGACGCUUCACUUUCAUCUCCACACACGGACGCCGACGACGCAAACGCCUCUCUCAUUUCGCAACUCCAGCAAGCGGAGAACGCGAGCCGGUACAAACUACGCGAACGGAACGUGCGCCAACUCCAGCCAUAUGCAUACGACCAGCAGAUCUACAAACGCCAGAUGCGCGCGAACCCUGACGCCAUCGUCAGGUAUCACAGCCCGGCACGCCGAAGGCACCGCUCCCGUGAGCGAUCUGUCGGCGUUGGGGACGAGCAGAGCAGUGAUGCUGAGGUCGAUCCGGCGCGGCUGGAAGCCGAGGCUAGUGAGGAUGAGAGGCCACGAAGGAGAAGGACGAGGAGUGAAACCGACAACGAAGAGGGUGUGCAGGCGGGGACAAGGGGUCGAACUGAACUGGAAGCCGCGCCUUCGACGACAAGGCAGAUGCCGCCAAGACAAGUCGUGCCAACAGUCCCGCCUGUCGCUACGUCUUCCAAGGCGCAGAGCGAGAUGGACAUUUGGUUCGGCCUCCAAAAAUCCGAGUUUGACAAUCGCGGGAGCAGUAGCGACGAGGAGCUCGGAUUACAAGCGCAGAAGCGGAAAGGAAAGGAGAAGGGAGAAGUCGAGGAAACGAGUAAGAGAAAGAAGAAGCGAUUCCCGAUGAGAGAUAGCAAAUUCCUGAGGACAGAGAGGCCGUCUCCGAGGCGAAGUCAAAUUCCCGAAUCUCCCAAACCCCGCCCGCACAGACGUCACUCCCAACAGUCAGACUCGAGCGAGGUCGAAGUCUUCUCCCCAGCUCGAGCACUGGCCCGCUUUCCGAGUCGCCAGUCGUCGUCAGACCCCUGGGACCUAGACAGCCAUACUCGCUUCGACGACAGGGUGCCGAGUCCAAACACAUACGGUCCGCCAGAAUCGUCCUCCUCGAUUGAGCUAGAUCGAGGUCUACCCAUGGACGUCAAUGAUGACAACUUGGACCAAGGCGGCUUUGACUUCCAGCAAAGCCAGGACCGUGAUGGUUGGGACCUCGACGUUGGCGACCGCCGUCAGCCAGACGAUGACGAUGUGGAAGUCUCGCUGAGGAGCGAAGUGCGAAUCCUCGAGCGCACAUCGCCGCACGGGUCAUCAACGGAGUCAGCAGCCGACCGUUCUGACUCUGACAAGGCAGCUUCCGCCAGUAACUUCGAUUCUGAUGAGGAUGCGGAUCCCUCCGCUCUCCCAGAGGACCAGUUCCACAAGCGCUAUAGACGUGAGUUUCGCGAGCUCUAUCGGAUGUACCCACCCGCGCGGGCGCGCACGAUGAUCCUUGACAAUAUGAAGAAGUCAGAACAAGGGCAAACGAAGGCGACGCGUCGACGCGAGAGUGUAACCUCUGAGGACGCACCCCUCCAGCCCGGGAGGGCGCGCGCGCGCAUAGGAAGCGCGAAGAACGUCGUCAUACGUGGCGACUCCGAGAGCGAGGACGAGGUGCGGCGAAGCUCGUCACCAAGUCCCAGCACCGGGCUUCGACGUAGCGCAUCGCAACCGUCGUGGGCCUCGCAUUCCGCCCGCGCACAUGCCAUGCGGCCGACGUUGAGUGAGGGCGUGAUCUCGAUAUCAAGCGACGAAGACGCGUCUCGCGCAAAUGAUGGAGAGGGUGACGAGAUUGAGUUCGUGUACGGGCCGACAAGAGUUGGACGUGGGGGCGAAAUCCGUGAGGGUCCACUUGUGGACUACAUACUAAAUCGGACGGGUAGUGGAAGAGGGGACGGGAAGAAGCGCAAGAGGACUCAUGGUUCUCGUGCAGAAGGCGGUAGCAGACGGGAAUACGAAGGCGGUCGCGGAGGAGCAAGUCGCAAUAGGUCUGUCCUCAACCUGCAGACCGAAGCUGGCAGGUCUCGUCGGCCAGCUGGGCGGCAGAAUAGGACCAGUGGGUCGUCCGCAACGCGAAUUGUUACAGGUGGCGCAAGGAGGCAUGGGGCGAAACGCCAAACGCUGCUCAAUUUCCCGCGGCUGGAGGUCGCUUCGGCCCCCGCUCUAAGUCGUAGCGCCUCCACCAUCAUCCCUCGAGCUUCAGCCUCCACCUCCGCAUUGUCUGCCCCUGCCCUCGACCUCACCGUUGGCCAGCUCAAAUCCGACUCAUCAAAGCCGGCGUGGAAGAAAUCCCGCCACCGCACACGCGAACGCGUGUAUUUCAUGACGCCGCACAUCUCCACCGUGGUGUCAGGCGGACGCGGGCGGCACGAGUAUCACACAACAGUGCUCGAGCAGGAUGUUCCCGAGAGUGAGCGCCGCGCGCAGGCGAUCAUGCAUUUCCCGCUGCCACGAUUUGAACCACGAAAGCGAAAGGUCGCUCGUCAGCCUGAGGCCAGUAGGCAAAGAGCGCUUCCUGAGGUAUGGAGGUCUCAGGACGCAGGCGCUGUUGGAGGUACGAGAAAGGCGGCAAAAGUACUGCGAAAGAAGGAUCCUAUAACGAUCGAUCUGAACACCACGAAGCUCCCCUCUGGCAUCAUCUUUGCCGAGCAUACGUACCUUGGGCGCGGGUAUCUGCACGCGCUGCUCUCGCCUCCCGCGGUGCUCGAGGAGCCGAUCCCUGGCUACGUCGGCAACGCACGCGUAUCUACCAACAUGUCACCUACCGAGUUCGCUACAGUCGUGGGUGAAGCAAUCACCGAGGUGCUCGGCCAGCUCAAGAACGCAACUGCUAACCAGGACGUCUUCGAUGACUGGCAGCGGUACCUGCAGGUCAUACGUCCCUGGUCUGCGUGGUUUCUCGCGUCCGCACCUUUCGAGGACUCUGAGACUCUGCGGACAUCGUUGGAAGAAGGGACAAAGCGCACAUACGCACUCAUCAAGAACCAUUUCGCGGUGCGUGCGGAUAGUAGCCCUGCCAACGCGCUCUCGCUGCAGCUACAGUGGACCGCGAUCGAGCUGCUGUACCGGAUGCGACCGUCGGGUGAUCAGGCGCAAUCACUCUCCGAGGAUGGAGAACUCAAGCGGCACAUCAAGCUUCUCACGCAGCAUCUGCGGGAGUGUAACCUGGACCAGCCUCUCAGUGCUCUUUGGCCCCUAGACGUGCGCCAGUUAGAUUACAGUCAACCCAUCCGCCGGAUCGCUGAGCUGUGGGUGUGCUUGAUUCACCUGGUAGAAGAAGGCGGCGGUCCUGGGGCCCUUUGGAAGCUCUUGCUGGAGGUGUACCAAUCGAAUCCCGACUCAGCAACUAAGAGGCGAAAAGAGGCCAAGACAGGCGAGGAGAUAUGGGCAGCCAUAUACAGCUGCAUGGCGCUAUCACAGUUCUCGCUGCACGGCACUACGACGUCGACUCCGCGAUUGAGUAAUGCGUGGGCACUUGUCGUGCUCGCUCUAGAGUCCGCUCCGCUAGCUGCCGAGGCCGGGCUAUCUGAACGCGUGCUCAAGAAGCGAGACCUGUACUUUCAGGUGCUGCUCUCCCGCUGCGUCUGGCUGCACACACACUGGAAGUGGACGCUGGGCUCAGAAGACGCAGAGAAGAUGUUCAGGAGCUUGCUCGACGUGUUCAAAUCGCGGCGGUUCGCGAACCUGCUGCAGGACAGGGACGCCAACUUUCCGAGCUUCCUCGAGGAUCACAAGCUCGUACUGUUACAGAGUCAUCAGGAGGGCGAUUCGGCAUUCACAUCUGUCCUGAAGUUCAUCGUGCAGGCUGCAAAGGAGUCUAAUGACGGCAUUUCACCACAUAUCAAGAAGGUCGUCGAGCUUGCUGUUCCGCUUAGCUCGUUGUCAUUCACCAAGUCCUGCCCGGCCUCCCUGCAUGAGUCGUCGAAGCUCUACAACAGACUCAGCGCUGUUGCUGUUACGAUUUACCUCGAGCCGACAGAGGAAAACGCCAGGAGUCGUCUCGAACGAGCGUGUCGCUAUGUCAAGUACGAGGAGGCUGACCAGGGCACACGAGAGGCGUGCAUUCGCGGCGCAAUGCAUCUUGCGAUCCUCCUGCAACACUUCGAGCUCCCAUUGACGAGUGCGCUGGAGUGGCUUGGCGACAUGACGAACGUGCUCAUAGAAGAGCUUGUGCUCUACAAGGCUGAGGCGGCCAGCCGGGCGAAAAGCGACGUUCUCAGCUGUCUCCAGAUGAUUCUGUGGUGUGUUCGCAGGAUUAUCGAAACGCCGAGGAUGGAUAGUAAAGCGGAGCUGCCGAAGUAUCCCGAGCCUAAGCUCUUGCAAGGACCUUGGGUUACUCGGAUUUUCGUUAAGGACGCCGAUCUCGCCUCGAUUUCGAACGCUACCCUGGAGAUGCGUAUGCUCGUGCAAACCUUCCUCAAAGCCCGAUCUGCCGUCAUCCCGCGUCGACAACCGCAACGCGCGCGGCAGGUGGUCCAAGAAGAAAGUCAGGAAUAUGAUGAUGACGACUUUGAUUUCAACGAUCCGGCCAUCCUUGCGAUGCUGGGCGACGCCGAUGGAGCCUACAAAGAAGCGGAAGAGGCACGCAGCAGGAAGGAGGAGGAGUUGUGCAAGAUCAUUGAAGGGCACAUCAGCAGGGCGGUCUUCCGAGUCUUAUGCGCUCGGCUCAUCUCUCGACAUCAGCAGGACCAGCUUGAUAUCGAUAAAUGGGUGGAAUGCUGGACAGGCUGUGCGGAGGUGCUGGUUCGGAAUGGGCGUCGCGACUGGGGAUCCUACUUUUUUCAUGCUUCUCAGACGUGGGAGAAGAUGGAGCUCAGCUCGAUAACAUUACGGCGGUUAAACCUUCACUUCUCACUAACUGUUCUCAAGCUGGAUCCUUCAGCCUACGCGGUGCAGCAAGAUCAGUUUCUUAAGAUCCUGUUCACUUGCUUCGCAGCUCAGCACCCUGAUCUUGAGGCUGAAUACGUCAGCCUCGUCUUCACCGUCGAUGGCUUGCAACACACUCUGCUUCGUGGACUUCCCUACGAACCAUCUGGUAACUCCAGUAUAUUUAACCUCUCGAGAGUCGAGCUGGUGGAAAGACGUGUCGCUUUCUUGGAUUGCAUGCUGUCGCGCCUAGAGGACGAAUUGUUGGGCGCAUAUCCCGUUUCCCCUGAAUCUACGGAGUUGUCGCUCCAGCACAUCGCAACGAUGCUAUCGACGAUGCAGGACAUCCAUUUAAGUCUGGACUUGCCAGGCCGUGUUUUGUAUGCGCCAUUCUGCUCCAGCGUCUCAGCACUUCUCAGGUCGAAGCCCAAUGUUGCGGGUCAUUCACUCUUGAACGAACGUGUUGCUUGGCUCCAAUCUAUCGAUGCCUCAAGGCAAAUAUGAAGAUUUAUUUCAAUGUCUGUUCCCUGAGUGUGUCCGAUGCUGAUCUUCACACAUAUCAUGAAGAUGUAUCGAUGAAUACUUCUCAAACACCGAAAGUGCGAGAUUUUCGAAUAUUCCGCAGCACAUCGAAGGGAGUGGUAGGUAUAGUUGGGGAAAAUCUCGAACGGAUCAGCUAGGUUGUCGGAGCGCGAGCGGAAGGCGGACUGGGGGCGUAGUUGAAUUCUGCAUCCUUGGGCUGGCCUCGGCCUAUAUUUGCAGCUAUGCGCUUUAUGGCAAAAUCCUAUUUUCCCUUUCAUAUCUAGGAGAUCCUUUAAUACAGCAUUCGCGCGCUCAUAGCAGGAAAUCC
Messenger RNA from Phanerochaete carnosa HHB-10118-sp, 6528 nucleotides. RefSeq lists its product as uncharacterized. Gene Ontology annotation, cellular component: nucleus; Cul8-RING ubiquitin ligase complex. The coding region runs from base 90 to 6182 and encodes 2030 amino acids. Gene Ontology annotation, biological process: double-strand break repair via homologous recombination; replication fork processing. Lineage: Eukaryota; Fungi; Basidiomycota; Agaricomycetes; Polyporales; Phanerochaetaceae. The transcript is spliced from 10 exons. The record is from RefSeq and is a predicted model, not a curated record.